This is a messenger RNA of Penicillium canescens, 1329 nucleotides long. RefSeq lists its product as uncharacterized. The coding region runs from base 1 to 1329 and encodes 442 amino acids. Lineage: Eukaryota; Fungi; Ascomycota; Eurotiomycetes; Eurotiales; Aspergillaceae. The transcript has 2 exons. Gene Ontology annotation, molecular function: glycosyltransferase activity. Gene Ontology annotation, biological process: GPI anchor biosynthetic process. Gene Ontology annotation, cellular component: Golgi membrane. The record is from RefSeq and is a predicted model, not a curated record.
AUGCCGGACCUUGGCAAGAAGCUUCCCGGGCGGCCAUUACAGCCAAGAACAGCCUCGAACACACUCCGACUCUUUAUUUCAUUCCUUGUAUUUUAUAUUCUCCUUAUCUUCUACGCACGUGCGCGAUGCUUUCGCGACCCGGGCUCAGCAUUCUUCGACCCUUGGACCGCAUACGAUCUCUCUUAUUCAUCUGUGAGAAUCGGCCAGGGAGAUUCAUAUAUUGAAUCAUUUAACAAUGAGACUACCGCAAAUACAAAGUCUUCAUCUGAGCCUGACCUGUGUAUCGGGAUCGCAUCGGUCGCCAGACAUGGUGUUGGCUAUUUCCAGAGCACAGUCGGUACGGUUUUGGAGGGACUAAGCAACACCGAACGUGCCGAUAUCCAUUUGAUUCUCUUCAUUGCGCAUACCGAUCCGUCGGAGCAUCCAUCCUACGAGGAACCUUGGCUUCAUGAGCUGGCAGACCAGGUACUGCUGUACGAUCCCGCGGAGGUUGACAUCGAUCACGUUCGAUCGCUCGAGACAGAUGCGGCAAGAGCUUUUGGGCGUGAGAAGGGUCUUUUUGAUUAUACAUAUCUUCUGAAGGCAUGCGAAGCAGUGAAUGCUCCGUAUACCAUGAUCCUCGAGGACGAUGUCGUGGCUAUGGAUGGCUGGUAUCACCGAACCAUCGGUGCUUUGGCAUCAGCUGAACAGCAGACCAGGGCCUUGGGUGCAUCAAAAUGGCUGUAUCUCCGCCUCUUCUAUACGGAGGAAUUCUUCGGCUGGAACUCCGAAGACUGGCCGAUCUUCCUCUCUUACUCAAUCCUCGCGGUCUGUUUAGUUGCAUGUGCUUGCUUAGGCGCUCGACAAUGUCAGCAUCGCCUCCACUCCCGACUCUCAACUGGGGCCAUUUUUAUGUUCAGCGGCAUCUGCACGCCUCUCCUGAUCGGGUUAUUCUUUGCUGCUGGUCGUGUAUCAAUGGUUCCUAUCCAGCAAGGUGUACACCAGAUGCCUCGCUUUGGCUGCUGCUCGCAGGCUUUCGUCUUUCCGCGUUCAAGGGUCCCGGAUCUCGUUGAUUUGUAUCAGUCAAAGCACAUCGGGUAUGUGGAUACAAUUACGGAGGAGUUUGCCGGUGCAAAAAAUGAGAUCCGCUGGGCGGUGACUCCUAUUAUCAUGCAGCAUGCAGGGCGGAGAAGCUCAAAGGGUGUGAACAAGGACACCAACACCCGGCUGAGACAUAAGAAGAAAGGCGAACUGUCGGAGGUAGAAAAGCUGUGGAAUUUCGGAUUCGAGCUGAACGAUGCGGAUGCAUUGCGUUCAGAGCAUAAAUUCUUCAGUGGCGAAUCGGUUUAA